Closterium sp. NIES-65 is the source of this 564-nucleotide messenger RNA. NCBI's taxonomy places the organism in Eukaryota, Viridiplantae, Streptophyta, Zygnematophyceae, Desmidiales, Closteriaceae. The record is from the annotation of a GenBank genome assembly.
AUGCAGCUAGACAACGUUCUGUUUCUCCCUUCAUCGGUUCACAAUCUGCUCUCAGUUUGUGCACUUGGAGCUGCCGGCAUUGCCGUUUCCUUCCCCAUUGCUGGGCGGGUUGAGCUCAAGACUGAUGAGGCUCUUAUUGGCGAGGGCUUUACCCGCAACAAUCUGUUUUAUCUUCAGCUGCAUCAUGGGAGUAGUGCCGCCCCCCCCAUCAACCCAUCGGCAUGUCCAGUCUCCACCACCUCCUCCUCAUACCUUUGGCAUCGCCGUUUCGGGCAUCUUAACAUGCGGGACUUGUCAACACUUCAUCGGCAGCAGCUGGUCACCGGUCUUAACCUCUCCUCCUCCUCAAUUCCUCAAUGCAUAUCACCCAACCUCCCCUCCCUCUCGUUCACCUCCCAUGACCUCUUCCACCACCCUCCUCCCACCAUCUCCAAAUCUGCUAGCACCAGCAACCUCUUCUCCUCCUUUGUUUUCAAACCUUCCCCUGCCCUCGACGCCGCAAGACUUCCGCCUUCCAUCCCUCUCCUCUCCUUCUUCAGCUCGUCCUCCCCCUUGCACCUCUAG